Molecule: messenger RNA, 835 nt
Organism: Anolis sagrei ordinatus
Lineage: Eukaryota; Metazoa; Chordata; Lepidosauria; Squamata; Anolidae
Source: RefSeq, a predicted model, not a curated record
GCGCUUCCCCGCCCGGGCCGGCGAUGGAGCCUCCGAGCGGCGCCCUUCCCUCCCGGAGCCCCUCCUCUCCGCCGCCUCCGCCGCGGGAAGAAGCAGCCCCCUCCUCGCCCUCACCGCCCUGGGCCCGGCUCUCGGCCUGGCUGGAGUGCGCCUGCGCAGUCACCUUCGACCUGGAGCUCGGGCAGGCCAUCGAGCUGGUCUACCCGCCGGAGCCGGCGCUCAGCGAGAAGGAGAAGACCAGCAUCUGCUACCUGGCCUUCCCGGAUUCCUACUCGGGGAGCCUGGGGGACACGCAGUACUGCUUCCGCUUCCGCCAGUCCGGGUCCCGCCUCCGGGAGCGCCCCUGGGCCCAGAGCGCCACCGCCUGCCGCAAGGAGGCCCCCGCCGCCCUGCAGCAGGAGACGGCCCACUACUUUGGCUACGUCUACUUCCGGCAGGUCAGGGACUCCUCCGUCAAGAGGGGGUACUUCCAGAAGUCCUUGGUGCUGGUCUCCCGCCUGCCCUACGUGAACCUCUUCCAGUCUCUGCUGCAGCUCAUUGCCCCGGAGUACUUUGACAAGCUGGAGCCCUGCCUGGAGGCCGUGUGCAGUGAGAUUGACCAGUGGCCCCCGCCGGUGCCCGGCCAGACGCUGAACCUGCCUGUGAUGGGCGUCGUCAUUCAGGUGCGGAUCCCCUCCAAGGUGGAGAGGCCCGACGCCAGCCCCGUGCUGCCCCUGAAGCAAGAGAACCUCCUCCCGGCCCCGCUCCUCCUGCCCAGCGCCUGUGAAGUGGACCUCUUCCGGUGAGCGCUCCCUUGCCUUCCUUGACUCAAUAGGGCUGGGCUGGGGGCAGGUCU